UAAGACCAUAGGUGUGUUGAGUGCGAGAACCCCGCGCGCCGGACGAGAGCCGGUAGCAGAGCAGGAGAGGGGCCUUCCGUAGGUCCGUGGAUCGGGUGCCUUACCAAGAGCAGCCGCCGAAGAAGCGUCGGCCCCCUUCUGCGUGACAUAUUUAGCGGAGCUCUCUCCUUCCCCGAUACCAAGGGAAUAAAAGAGCCGGCGCGGCCGAUUGUUGCAUCAGUUUUGGUCGAAAUUUCCGCAGAUAAUGAACCGAAUCGCCGGUGUCUUGUGUUUGCUGGCGGUCGGCGCCAUGGCGCUGCCUGCCCAGGAGCAGUCUGACUGGCUCGGCUGCGGCAAGCAGGGCCUCAGCAUGUGCCUGCAGAUGAGGGCCCUCAAGUUCGUCGACGGCCUCAACCACCAGGGCGACGUUGAAAUCACCGAGGGUGUUUCUCUGGUCAGCCAGGGCGCCAAGAGCGGACGUGCUCUGAACGCCGCCGAACUCGAAGCUUCUCUGCCCGCCGAUGCCGAAGAGCGUGAGAACCAAGUGCAGCAGUUGCUGGUCGAGCGCGUUGCCCGUUUCUUCUCGACCCACACCCUGCAGGUCAAGCUGCCCCAGGAGUCCAUCAAUGACAUGAAGCGCUCCCUCGAAGAAGGCCGCAAGAAGAAGAAGAAGUUCCUUCUUCCCCUGCUCCUCGCCAUCAAGCUCAAGGCCAUCGCCCUUGUGCCCAUCAUCAUCGGUGCCCUCUUCAUUCUGGCCUUCAAGGCUCUGGUCGUCGGCAAGAUCGCCCUCGUCCUCUCCGCCCUGAUCGGUCUGCAGAAGCUCCUCGGCGGCCACAAGACCGUUGAGGUCGUGUCUCACGGCUACGACACCGAGCACCACUACGGCCGCUCCGCCGACGAUUUGGCCUACAGCGCCCACGCCACCCAGUAAACGACAGACGUCAUUUUCUCUCUUUACUGCAGACUCUUGACUCUCUCUCUAAUUAUUCCGACUUCCUCCUGUGAAAUGACGGACUGACGCCGCCAUUGACUGACUGCACCAUUUCUAUGCUCUUUCAAUUUUCACCCCCUUACUGACUUUACUACAAACACCUCAGGACUGCGAAAUAAUCAAAAACGUUUGCUCAAUAUAUUUCCCUCUUGCCCUUGACUCUCUUCACUCCACCUGUUUCCGUGCUUCUAUGACUUGGACUGCGUGCUAUUUAUUGCUAAUUUAUUGAAAAGAAAAAAUUAUUUAAAUAAAUACACCGGCGGCCGCUCUUCUGCUCAAAUUGCAGUGGUCGAGUGGUCAAAUCAUUCUCCGUAAUUUCUACUGUGCCUCUAUUGUUCAAACUUUUAUGUUGUAAUAAAGUGUACAAAAAGCCGCAAA
Molecule: messenger RNA, 1348 nt
Organism: Neocloeon triangulifer
Lineage: Eukaryota; Metazoa; Arthropoda; Insecta; Ephemeroptera; Baetidae
Exons: 2
Coding region: 245-910 (221 amino acids)
Source: RefSeq, a predicted model, not a curated record